CUGGGCACCGUCACUGGAAUGUGGAAUUUCCACCACCGUUCUCCGAAGUCGGAGGUGUUUGGUCGCAGUUCAAAGACGCUUUAGUCCAGGAGCGGGCAGAGAUGUCUUUCCCCUUCCGAUUGCAGCCCUGACCUUGAGGGCGAGGCUUCCGCCGAUGCACUUGCAAGUCGGUACAACAUUUUGUCAAUUUGCCGCAAGCUUCAACAUACCUUUGGCACCCGGGCCCAUAGCUCAGCCAACACCCUCGCUCUGAACACCUUGCGCGUGCGUGCGUGUGCUCGCACACACACCCACGGUUCGGAGUUUAGUUUCUCGAGGCGUUUGUAUACGCGACACGGGCACCGAGGAGGACGGAGAGCGUCGUGGUGGUGUUGGGCUUCGCCGGGUGUUUGUGGACAGGCCCACCGGCAAAUCGCUCGAACGCCGACGGACUCGGUGGGUGUCGGUUCAAGGAAUAACGCUCUGAACGUCUUUCGCGGAGCAAAGCUUCGUUGGACAAGGUCCAACUCCUCUGCGAGCUCGGGCACCCUCAGCGAGCCGGCCGCCUCGGGCCAGAGCGCCGCGAGGCAAGGGCAGAACAAGCGCUACAGCCUGGGCUUCAUCCGGGGGAUGCUGCCCCGGGGUCGCAACCCGUCCUCCUCCUCCUCGACCGACAUCUCCCUGCAUGGCGGUGGCGGCCCGGGGGAUGCGAGGGGGGUCUCUCCCGGACCCUCCACGUCCCCCGGCUUGAACGGGGGGCUCCUGCCGUCGAAGCCGUCCGUCGUCAGGGUCUACGGGGACCUUAUCAGCCGCGGCACGCUCUACAAGGGCGUGCUCACGUCGCCCGACAGCAGCGCCCAUCAGCUGGUGCAGGAUGCUCUCUCGCGGUACGGGCUCGACCCGAGCCGCGCGCACGAGUACGUGCUGUGCGACGCCAUCGGGCGCCUGGAGGACGCGGAGUGCGCCUGGGUGGAGGAUGGGAACGGGUCGGAGGGGACGUCGUCCGAGGAGGCGCGUGUGUGGGUGCCGGAGUCGGUGCGCGCACUGGCCUCUAACGAGCGGCCGCUGGAGCUGCAGGCGCUGUGGAGGCCCAGCCCCGGGUUCUCGCGCCGAUUCCAGAUCCGACGGCGCUCGGGCAUGGAGCUCAGGGCCACGACAGGGCCGGCAGAGGUGUCCGUCUUUACCGAGACCGCUUCGUCGGACGACACGGACACCGACGCCACCGUCAUGCCCGCCGGGGUCGCCCUUCCCGGGCCCGGUGAUGGGGGGGCAGUGGUGACCAAACCAGGCAGCGGAGCAGCUGUCGGACAAACGGGGCCCACGGGGGAGAGAAACCGACUGUGCCACCGAUGCAACUCGGCUCUGGCGGACGAGCGGACGGGCAGCUCGGGGUCAACUUCUUUCCAGAACAACGUCCCGCCGGGCGGCGUCGUCACGGCAAAACCGCGGCAACUGCCGCGGCAGCAGUGCAACGGAGUGGCAAUGGAGGAUGAAGUUGACCAUGACGACGAUGACGGGGACGAUUUGCCGGCGGAAAUUAAGGAGACGAGGUUUCGCUCGGCGGCCGUGCUGUGCUUUGAGCCCUGGAGCGAGGAUCUGCUGCUGCACAAGAUCCUGAAGAUGCCACCCAGCGGUGGAGGAGGAGGCGCUGCUGCCGCUGGCGGCGGCGGCGGCGGCGGCGGGGAGAAGGAGGAGGAGGCGGGCAGCUCGUCUCCGCUCGCGCUCGCCCGGCUGCUGUGCCUGUGCAUGCGCCACGCGGCGCUGCGCUUCUCGGCGCCCGAGAUGCGCCGGCUGAUGUUGAAGAUGGCGAGUCGCAUGCAGGCUGCCGCGUGGGACAACACGAAGGAUUUCCUUGAAAAGCAUCCUGAAAGCUCUCUGGAGAGCCAGGUGAGCGCCAGCGAGGUGCCGGGCCUCGUGUGGGCCCUGCAGCCCGUCGCCCACUGGCUCGCCAACGCGCUGCACCUGCUGGCCUUCCUGCGCAACCCUGGGCCGGGGCUCGCGCGGGGCAACGCGCGAGCCCACGGAGACGCAGACGAUGAAACGCAGAACGUGGAGGCAAUGGAGGAGGCGGCGUCUGUGCUGGAAGAGGUGGUGCUCUACACCUUCCAGCAGUACGCCUUCUACAUAUGCAAGAUCCUGUACCAGGUCCUGCCAGAGCUGCUGGAGGGCACGUGCGCGGGCCAGGAGGGGCCGGCCGCGGGGCCCCAGGAGGGCCCGCCCAAGGUGGCGGCUGUGCUGGCCGUCUUCCAGGUGACCUCCGACCUCCUGGCGUGGCAAGGCGUCGACGCGAAACUGUCGGCACAGCUGGCCGGAUACCUGCUGCGCUUCUCCCACGCGCUCAUCUUCAACUCGCUCAUGGAGAGAGGCCUGGAGCGCGGCUUCCGUCCCGACGUGCGUUUCUACGCCAGCGUGAGCAUCCUCCUCACGUGGUGCACGGAGACACAGCUGGGGCAGGAGCCCCACGCCAUCCUCGCACCGGCACUCGCCGCAUCGCGCCUGCUUGCAAACCCGCCCGCGAAGCUCGCCAAGUGCUCGUGGUCGUCCCUGCGCAAGGCGUUCCCGGCACUCAGCCCCGCACAGCUGCACACCGUGCUGCGCCGGUACAGCGGCGGCGGCCCCGCCUGGGAGGCCCCGCCGGGGUGGCAGCCGGACGCGCACGAGCGGGAAGAGGCGCUCGCCAGCGAAAUCCUCGUGGGCUUCGAUGAUCAGCCCAUGAUCUCUCCGCCAUCCGAGGACACCCACGCAACAGUAGGAGACCUGGACACCGCUCCCGAGCCGGCCUUCCAGAGAAUCCUGGGGCAGGUGCAGCACUUCCUGCGUCGCCUGCAGUGCGUGAUGUCACUUCCUGUCGGCGAGGCCCAGGAGGAGGCACCCCGGUUGGAGCAGAAGCGUAAGGGGACGUUUCGAAUCUGCCGUGCCGAUGAUGCCAUGGCACAGCCCAGGCGCCCAUCUGUGAUCGGGCAGGAGAUCAGGAAGUCGUGGAGUCACAGUGGAACGCAAGACCUGUCCAUGCAGCAGCACGUUUCCCUUCGGAGACCCACGGAGAGUUUCGGACGCUACCCGAGUUUCCGCCGCUCGUCCCGGCCGCUAGUCGUCAAACACGAUGACUCGCGGUCUAAACCCGGGCGGCCAGAAAUUUCAGGUGAUGCUGACGGUGGCACUGGCGCUGGCGGCGGUGAUGGUGCCGGGACCAGUCCCUCGGAGGACUCCUCGCUCUGCGGUCAGCCAGACCAAUUUCUGCGCUUGCCCCAGCAAGGUCAAAGGUUGCCAGAGGCCUCGGCACAGGAGGAAGUGAGGAUGGGUCGCAGACGGACGGCGCUGCCAGCAGAUGGCGCCGAGGGUCAAGCCAGCGUGAAAGGUCGGACAAAUGGUGUUCAUUCUGUACGAAAAGUACCCCCUACUGUACAACGAAUAUCUCCGGCUCAUCGAAAGCUCAUGGAGAGUGACGAUGAUGGAGACCUGGUUUAAAUGUUCGUGAACAAGGAGCCGCAUCGGAACACUUCUUGGAGCCGCUAACAAAGCCGUCUGCAACGCCAUCGCCAGCACGAGUUUCACCAGCAACAUCAACUCCUAAUUCUAGAUUUGAAGCUUUCGUGACUGCAAGGAUUCGUAUUCUUAGGUUUUUUUCGGUAAAGUCACGUAGGUAACAAAUUAAGAUUAAUAAAGGUAAAAUAAAAAUUAAAUAAAAAUCACGACGUUUCGGAGGCAACGCAAGCUUCCGUCUUCAGGUGGAACCAUCACAGCACGAUUGCUGUAUCAAGAAAGAGUUAUUUCUUCAUACAACAUCAACUCUACCAUCAACUCCAUCACUAUUACCACCACUACCAGCAGCACCAACAUUACCACCAUCCAAAGCAUCCACACCCCCAUUAUCUCCACUGUGACCACCGCGACCACACCACCAACAUUUCCAGCAUCAACACUACCACCGCUGCCAAUAACGCCACCAGUAGCAUUAAACCCAAACACCAUCACUGCCAUUGUUACCAGCAGAGUAAACACUGAUGCGAGCAUCACUAUCAGAAAUAUCCUAACCACUCUCACCUCCACCCUGACCUCGAAUGUGACCAUUAGCUCCACUUAUCAACAGCAGCAGUAGCAUUGUACGUCAGCACUAGAGUUCUACGUGUAUAACCUCUAGGCACGUAACCAUUGUGCAAAAUUCAGUUAUUUGUGAAGAUGUAAAUAUGCUACCUUUGGACUAUUGGAAGGAGGAGCCAGAACAAAUAAGACCGAACAAAGGAGAGAAUUUAAACGAGGCUAAAACCUUAUUCGUGAAGCAAUUUGCAAAAAUUCAUAGAAUCGUGGGCCUAGUAACCACCACCACCACGACGUCCACCACCACCACAAAAAUCACCAUCACGUUCCUCAUAAUGAUCACCACACACAACGAAAACAAGAUCUCCUGUGUAACCUACACAGACUGCUGAGGCAAGUGCUGUUAGCACUUAUAAAGGCCAAGACAGGGCACAAGGGGUGGGGGGGGUGUGGCAAGCAUCCGCGCCUGGCUGCCUUUGUCUCCCCAGUGCUAGUCUUUACACACUUCACCAGGUACUUAAUCUAAGGCUGAGUUUACCUAGGUGAGGCCCAAAACUGGUUUAAAUAUUUAGAUGUUAGCCGUAAAUAGGAAAUCCAACUCGGGUCACCGGAUUCCUCGUGGAGUGUGUUACCCAUUAUGGGGCCGCCCAUAAAUGACGUCACGCAACGAGGGGGGGAGGGGGCGUUUGAGAAUUGUGACGUCACAUCAAAAUGCGCAACUUUAAAUAAAUAUAAACAAUAUAAUUGUUAUAACAACACUAAUUUUCACUAAUUUUCAUUAUUUACUAUUUGAUUUUUAAAAUGUACAAAGGUCACCUUUUAUUUAUUCCAUAAAGGAGCAUUUUGCUUCUCCAUGGGAGAAUGGAGAAGCAUACAUUUUUUUAAAAAUUUGAAUGAUUGUUAUUAAACAAUUUUAUUUUAAUGAUUCUACCAGGGCUUUUCAUUCUGUGAAAUUAAUAUGUGAUUGUUAUAAUUAUACUCUCCAUUUUGCUUCGUUCUUCUACAAAGUUUAAAGUAUUUUUUAUAGUUAUAAUUACUUUUAAUCUUUUAUAAUUAUAAGAGAUUUUCAAUAUAAUAUUCUGAACAUCUGCAGUUUUAGUUAGACGUUGAAUAUUUGCAAAUUAAUUUUUUUCUAAUUUUCAGUUUUCCAACGCCUCCUUUUAAAUACAUGUUUUCUCCUACAACAUCAGAGUGCAGCGCCACAUUAAAUACGCACUACAAUGACAAUAGUUUAAAGUGAUUUGAAGCAUGUUUUAUUUUCAAAAUGGAAAUAUGUUUUGGAGGGGGGGGGGCAGAGCUUUGUGACGUCAUUUGAGGGGGUCUGACUUUAUGACGCCGUGUGACGAGGGGGGGAGGGGGGGUUCAAAAAUCGGCCAAAAUCGCGUGACGUCAUUUAUGGACGGCCCCUAUGCUUCUGCCCCCCCCCACCUUAAUAACCGACACGAGCACACACAUCGCCACCAUCGCAAUAAAACACAUCGCCACCGCAACGGACGAUGGCAAAUUCAGAUGAAGGGCAAACCCCAGUGCGAUGCUGCGCUGUCCACACGCGCAAGCACUGCCGAUCCUUGCAGCUGAGUGAAUGGGACAAUUAAUGUAUUGAUAGAGGCUGACAAUCCUUCCGGGGGACUGAAUGUAUCAAAAAGUUGGGACCCUCUUUCUGUUGUGUGAUUGAAAAAUAUAUUUAUGUUUUUUUAUUUCUCGUUGCUUACAGGGGAGCCAUGGGGUUUGUAGAGACCUGAUAAACGGUCACGCCUUUGACACGGAAUGAGAGAGUGCCAAGAAAGAUCAUUGCAGAGUUUUCGCGGCGGCGUCAUGUAAAAUAUGUACAUUUAUCAACGUGGGUCGCGGGUUAAAAAAAAUAUAGCCGUAGGAGUUCAUCAAAAUGUCACUUCCGGCAAACUGUGGGCAAAAAUAUUCCGUUGUAUUUUUGUUGAGAAUGUGAAAAACAAUAUAUACAUGUCUACAAAUAAUAAAUAUGGAUGGAAAUAUUA
This is a messenger RNA of Lethenteron reissneri (Far Eastern brook lamprey), 6011 nucleotides long. RefSeq names its product ras-interacting protein 1-like. The record is from RefSeq and is a predicted model, not a curated record. Gene Ontology annotation, molecular function: GTPase binding. Gene Ontology annotation, biological process: signal transduction. NCBI's taxonomy places the organism in Eukaryota, Metazoa, Chordata, Hyperoartia, Petromyzontiformes, Petromyzontidae.